Ostrea edulis (European flat oyster) is the source of this 7442-nucleotide messenger RNA. RefSeq names its product beta-1,4-galactosyltransferase 1-like. Gene Ontology annotation, biological process: glycosphingolipid biosynthetic process; carbohydrate metabolic process. Gene Ontology annotation, molecular function: N-acetyl-beta-glucosaminyl-derivative 4-beta-N-acetylgalactosaminyltransferase activity. The record is from RefSeq and is a predicted model, not a curated record. NCBI's taxonomy places the organism in Eukaryota, Metazoa, Mollusca, Bivalvia, Ostreida, Ostreidae. The transcript is spliced from 6 exons. The coding region runs from base 6909 to 7442 and encodes 177 amino acids.
ACCCCUGGACACAACAGAGGUGGGUUCAGGUACCUAGGAGGAGCAAGCAUCCCCUGUUGACCGACCACACCCGCCGCGAGCCCUACCACAUGAUCAGGCAAACGGAGUCAUCCGUAGUCAAAAUCAGUGUGCCAAGAACGACCAAAUAAUCGGUAUGAAACACGUCAGACAGCAUUUGACCCAAUGAUAGGUUGUAUUGACGAACUAAAUCGUUAUAACGACCAUAUAAUUUGCAACAUAUUUUACGUCCGGUCUACUGCUGGUAAAAACUUAGUGUAUAUGAAAGGUGAAGAUAACGAAUAGUAAUCAAUCUCAUAACUCCUAUAAGGAAUAUAAAAUAGAAGGUUGGACAAACACGGACCCAUGGAUAUAGCAGAGGUGGAAUAUCGUGCCUUGGAGGAAUAAGGAUCACCUGUCGACCGGUCAUACCCGCCGUGAACCCUAUAUCUUGAUCAGAUAAAGGGAAUAAUACGUAGUCAGAAUCAGUGUGCCCAGAACGGUCUAACAAUCGGCAUGAAACACGACAGACAGCAUUUAACCCAAUGGCAAGUUAUAUUGGCAAACUAGAUCAUCAUAACGACCAAAUAAUUUGCGAAAUGCUGACUUUGAACAAGACUGUUGAAACCCCUGUAACAUCAACUUGACUGUCAUUAGUCUGCCUCGACUAUACUUAUCAUACGCAGAACAAUAUUUUGAUUGAUUGAUUGUGGUUUUAUGUCGUUUUUUGCAAUAUUUCAGGCAUUUUACGGCGGAAAUCAGUUGGGAGAUGUAAACAUCAUAUGCAGGUGGUAAUGGAAUAUUGCUAUAUAAAUAUGGGAAGUUGACGAUAGAGAAGUUGAAAUCAUCGCGUUUUUGAGUUGUUAAUUUGCCGAUAAUAUCUAUUUUCAAUAUGAUAUUUCAACACUUAACAUGAUAAUUCCUCAUGUAAAAUUAAAGACUAUGCUUUUUGACAUUAUAGACGGUUGUAAAGUCGACAUAGGAAUAUUCAUAUCUCGUACUCAAUCAUCCAAAACAUUACUUUGUUAAACACUACUCUGUUCUUGCACACAAGUUGAAAAAAGAAGCUGGAGUUCCUCAUUUCCUCAUUGACAUGUACAAUAUCUUCGCAAAUUCUAUGGUUGUUAGAAUGAUGUAAUUCACCUAUACAACCUUCCAUUGGGUGAAAUGUUGUCUGAUGUCUUUCAUGCCAAUUAUUAGGCCGUUCUUUAUAUGACAUAGGAUGCUUACUCCUCCUAGGCACCUGAUCCUACCUCUGGUAUGUCCAAGGGUCCAUGUGUGUCCUACUCUUCAGUUCCAUUCUUUAUAGAAGUUAUAAAAUUAAUCACUGUUCGUUAUCUUCAACUUUGCAUUCUCGCUACCAAGCAGAAAAUCUUUCUCAGUGGACUUCUUAUGUCGUUUUCUACUGGAGCUGAAGAUUGAUGAUUGAUUUAUUGUAUCUUGUUUAACGUCUCUCUCGAUAAUUUUUCCUUACCAUUCUUCAAAUAUAGAAAUCAUUAAGAAAUUUGGAGAUACAUGUAAGUCAAAGUCAGGUGAUUUUUAGCAUUUAAGUUAAAAUAACUUGCAGGUCCAUGAUACCUGCAUUUUACGUACUUGAUAAAAUUUGAAUGCACUGUAAUAACGCGAGUUACGCUUUCUUUCUGCAAUGUUUGCCACUUUCAUAUCCCGUUUAACAAACCAAAAAAGUAUUUUAUCCUUUGAAUAAUACCAUGGUCAUAUUAAUAUUUACUCCCUGCAAUAUAAUUGUUAUUUUAAUAAAAUGGAAUUUGCCUCUUUCUGCGCCUUAGUCAUACCUUCGGGGACCUAAAUGAGAAUUCCAGAACAUUACUGCUAAUCUACAAGAUAUGUCCAAGCGUGUGCAAACCGAACCUUUUUGCUACAUUUCAUAUUUUAAACAACGUUGUGUGAUAAACGCCAGUGAACCCGCAAUAGAAAAGGAACUGGAUCCAAUAUUGUUAUCUUGAAAAUUUUAUUCGAAACAAUCAAUGGAAACAUGGCAAUGUGGAUGAAAAGUAUUAAAUUUGUUGCCUUCUCUUUAGUAAUAUGUAUAGUGUGCUUACUGUUAUCAAGACUAUGUUUGCUGCUAAUUAAAGACUAAUAUUUACAUUUGCCAAUGCACUUCCUUAUAUGACAGUACUAAUGAAAUCGAUGUUCAAUUUCGUAUGACAUGAAUUUGGUCACGUGAUCAGUUUGUUCUUGCGUAUGAAUACAAUCAUCGCUUCAAAAGUCAGUUCCUGUAUUUUCACCUGGGUUCUUGCUUAUGCAAUGCAGUGGGGGAUUUAGACACACCCCCCCCCCCCACUCUCGCCACAAAUUUAAAUAAUAGAAAUAGUGCGAGUAAAAUCUAGAUUGGCACCCAAAAUGGCUGAGUAUUUUGGCUAAUACUUGACUUUCACCCCCACCCCCCUUCGUAAAACCUGGAUCCGCCACUGCAAUGAUAUCAUAACAGAAACAAACGCAGCAGGAUAUUUAUACAGAUUUUAUUUUGUAAACAAACAAGAAUUUCAUCAAUUUAUAAAACAGAAACAUUAAACAUAUCAUUCUGUUGUUUCAUUUUAUACAGUUUUAAAUACCGUUUUUAACUUCUGCAUGGCAAUUUUAUAAAGUUCUAUGAUAUUGGAAGCGAAGACAUGUAGACAGAGUUAUAAGCCUAUUUACUUUAUGAUGAUAAGUUAACCUGUUGUUUCCUGGCAACUUCCAUCACGGCUAUGACUCGGCAUGAUCAUAAGCAAGGCUGGUUUCGAGGCUCGAACAAUUUAGAUGUUCAUGUCAGGGUACUGGUGCGAGUCUUCAUUAAAAUCCUACAACAGAAAUUUCUCAAGUGAACAAAAACUCCGUCAGUUCGUUUUUAUUUUCUUUUACACACACUGAAGGUAAAUAAAAGACGCAACCUACCUGCACUUUGUCUAAAUCUGUCCUACUGUCUUGAAUCGUCUCCUGCAUGGCUACGUUUACCGCGAGUCCUAACGAUGAACAUACCGUUGUUUCUUUCCAAAAACCCGACUAAGAGCUUAACGUUAACUUGACCCAUCAUAUCCACCAUCAAUUCUCUCAGAUCCUUUGAAUUUCUGUCGAAAUAUGUGAUCAACAAGCAUUUUCAACUUAGUAAGCUAGACCGACACCAGUUUCUCCAUCGCUGAUCGCGACCAAAUCACAUCACGGAUGUAGUUUACUCCGCUCUUCUUGUCGUAAUUUCAGUUAACUUUACGCUCUAAAUUACCUUUAUUUUACACAUGUUUCGUCUUUUUUUUUUUCUUUUUUUUUUUUUUUUUUUACAUUUUUAAUUAAAUAUCUCUAUCUUAUAUUUUCUUUUAUAUUGUUCCUAAUUUUUUAUUCGAUAAAACUCUAACGAACUAUAUUUUGUGUUCUACGAUCGUUAUUUUGGUCAUCUGCUACAUAAUCAUGGAAGCUCGGUAAGAACACAAAUCAAAAUAGAAAAUAUAAAUAUAAGAAAUAAAAUAUCAUUUUUGAAUGUUAUUGGGAUAUGACAUGAAGUUGGUACGUGAUCAAAUCUACUAUAACGCUCUUCGGGCGUUAUAGGAUUUGAUCACGUGACCAAAUUCAUGUCAUAUCCCAACAACAUUCAAAAAUGAUAUCUUAUUUCUUAAUGAGAUAGUUGAUUUGCCUAAAGAAACUGGUAUAACUAUAGAUCAUCAUGGGCGAGGUAGAUGUCCGCAGAAUUCACCGAUUCUUGGUGAGUUUAUUAUAUCUUUCAAUUUAAAAAUUUUGUAUACCCACAUCAGUAAUACCCUGCCACAUUUUGUCAGGCAAGCCUACAUUUUACAUACAUGUACAUGUAGUUACUCACAUUCAAAACAAGUUAGCUGAAAUGGCACAUACAUUCCUUGACGGGAAAUUCAAAAUUUAGUUAAAGAAAGAUAUCAAUUUUAAAAUUAUUCAAGCAUGUUUGGAUUGAGUUAGACUAUUUUUUCACACUAACUUCGUUGUAUAUUGUUUUACGCCGCUUUGUCGAUCAUUCAACUGUACUGUAGCCGUACGUAUAGUACAACAAAAGACCUAUGCUUAGCGCUUGGGGUCGUAACAGCGAGGAUUCUUUAAGGUGGUUCAUUACACAAAAAUUUUAUUUAAUGACUCGCUUUAGCGCCUUGUAUGAAGCAUGAUUUCACCAUCGAAAAAAUGAUACAAGCUUUCAAUUAUCUUAUAUAAAAUGUCCGUGAUUAUUUUCGGAAUAAUAAAUAAUGUGUAUUGUUUGCAAAUAAGAGAUUUCAAAAUCCAAACCGCUUUGAUUUGAUGCCUGAAAUCAAAUUCUAAUUAAACCCGCGAAGAAGACCGUGCAAAUGUUCUAUUCUUUAUAAAUAAAACAAUAUUUAUGAAAGUCUUUUUCCAAAUAUUAAUUCUAAAUUUACGACUAAAAUCUUCAAGAAACGUGUCAUUUAGAAAAAAAGAUAUAGGCCAAUAAGACAAAUACAUUUUAAAAAGAAAUCGAAAUGAAAUGACCAAAAUUCAGAAGAAAAGUAUCGAUCCCGAUCAAAAUUAAUAGAUAUUACUAAAAUAAGCAUAUUGUUGCUAAUUCUGUGCACUUUUAAUCAAGAAAUUAGUUCUCCCUCUGAAUUCAUUUCUGGUAGAUGUAUACUCGGCUUUUUAAAUGGACUAAAUUCUGAUAAAAUGGUACAUGUAUAUUCCAACAAUUGAUAGACAUCGAAAAUUAUAUAUGUUAACAGGCUAUUUUUUAUUGUUAUUGUCCCUCAAAAGUAAAUACCCCUUCCACAUAUAAUCAACAGUAAUGAAAAUAUACUUCUUCUUUGUUUUUUUAAUAAUCAUUUUUCUAAACAAUUGCCUGUAAUAAACAAGAUAAGUUAUAUUUAUAAUAUGAAAUGAUAUAUAAUCAUUUAUUUUGAUAAAUUAGAUGUGAGCCCAAACAUGUGGGGGGAAUAAUCUUGUUGAAAAUUCCAUUUGAUGUCACUAUUGGUAUUUUUUAUAUUAUCUUAGAAAAAAGAUUUGCGUAAGAAAUCAUAUGUUGACGUAUUAUUUUAAAAGCUAUAAGCUCAACAACAAGUACAUCCCCAUCCCCGAUAAAUUUUGAAAAAUUAUACAUUGACAUAUUUUUAUAAAACUUUUGAAAUUGGAGUAUAUUUACGUAUGUACAUGUAUAACCUUUGAUCUAAUGCUGAUUAUUUUAUCCUCGUAUCAAAAUAAUCUCUAUUAAUUUACGAUAUAGCAUGUGUAUUUUUUGUCAUACCGGCCGUCAUCAAUUCAUGAUAUUAAGCGGAAUAAGCGAAGGUACAACUUAAGAUUAGCACAGCCAAUCCCUUAAUGAGUUGUCUAACCUCAUUUCCCUACGCUUCCUUUUCCGGCAUCAUCGACAAACAUCAGCAGCCAAAAAAUCGCUCCGAGAAUCGUUCAGUCUAAAUCCUCCCAAUCAUGCCGCCAAUUCGCAGAAAAGUGUGAACGCCUUCAAAAAGAAGGGCAGCCGAGCAGAGGGUUUCCCCUUCCAGAGGCCGGGGCCGACCGAAAACUCGGAUUUCGCCCCCUAGGCAGCAGCACAGACCACUCACGCCAGACGCCAUUGUCAACGUGGCCGAACUACCGGCGGGGGAUAACACCUCAAACGUGGACCAAAUUUCGUCGCCUGGUCCCCUCAGCAGACCUCAGACCCAUGCCUCUACCAAACCACAUCUGGAGGAUCUAGAAUCCCAAUCAGCCAGGCUUAUUGAUACCGCAAUAUCCACAAAUACCAAAAAAGCAUACAUGUCAGUCUUGCAUAAAUACCAUUACUUCAUUUCGGCCUACAAGCUUCCUAACUCCUGGCCCAUCACAAUAAAAACCACACUGUACUUUAUUGCAUAUCUUUCACUUCAAAACCUCUCAACCAACACUAUCCAGCUUUAUGUGCGAGCCCUGUCAUAUCUCCACAAAAUAAGGCUAUUGCCAGACCCAACUAAGUCAUUCUUGGUGACCAAAUCAAUUCAAGGCCUAAAACGUAUUAUGUAAAUAUGGGAUUUGUUUGCUGUUAUCUAUAGUGAAAACCUCAAUAAAAUUUUGUCCACCAUAGACAUCUUGUGUUCCUUGGACCAGUUUCGGGAAACUAGUGGUCAUUUGUUCCUAUUAUACAUACGAGGAGCAAGCCAGUUUUCUGUUAAAUUAAUGCUGAUUAUUUUAUCCUCGUAUCAAAAUAAUCUCUAUUAAUUUACGAUAUAGCAUGUGUAUUUUUUGUCAUAACGGCCGUCAUCAAUUCAUGAUAUUAAGCGGAAUAAGCGAAGGUACAACUUAAGGUUAGCACAGCCAAUCCCUUAAUGAGUUGUCUAACCUCAUUUGCCCUACGUUUCCUUUUCCGACAUCAUCGACAAACAUCAGCAGCCAAAAACCCACCCACCCACCCUCUUACUAUUUUAAUGCUUUACAUGCUAUUUUCCACCUGUAUUGCAGUAAUCUACGCCUAGCAUUUUUACCUUUACAGAUUCAUCGCCUCUGGUAUUUCAGCAAUAUACACAAACCAGAGAAGAAAAUGCCCUUGGCAUUCCUUUACUACCUUCUUCGUCGCAUUGUCGGGUGUGCUGCGGACCAGGGGAGAUAAAAAGGAAUAUUUGGAUCUCAUCUGGCCUGUUGUUCCUCCCCUGUCUGUCUGUUACGACGAAGGGCUGUCAGUGUACGAAGCUGGUCGCCAUUUUAAGUCAGUGAAUUUGUCUACGGUACAAAGUAAAAUAUGGAUUGGAGAAUCACUAGCCUCAGCACGGCUUGGUUUCUCUCUCUACCUCUUUUAAACGGAGGUAGAAACUGUGUCUGGAGUGCCUUGUGUGGUACGAGGAAGUACCGGCACUAUUACCCAGCAGCAAUCCCCCGGAGGAACAGGGACAUCAGGACCGCCGCGGUGACCGAGAGGUUAGAGCGUUCGCCCCGCAUGCGGAAGGCCCGGGGUUCCAAUCCCGGCCGCGACACACUUGAUACAGCUGAUGUUCCGACCUAUGAUGUUUAAGUGGUUACAACCAGGAGGAAGACAUAAACCAGAAGAAUGUCUGUCCAGACACAAAGUAGCGGUGCUGAUUCCCUAUAGAAAUAGACAGGAGCAUCUUAAUAUCCUGUUGUAUGUUUUACACCCGAUGCUGCAACGUCAACUCUUGGACUAUGGCAUUUUUAUAGUUGAACAGAGCAAUGGUACAUUGUUCAAUCGGGGGUUGCUCUUCAACAUAGGAUACGUAGAGGCAUUAAAAGUUGAUAACUACUCGUGUUUUGUUUUUCAUGAUGUUGAUCUUGUACCUGAAAACGAUAAAAUCUUGUACGGAUGUAUAGACAGUCCAAUCCAUUUGUCUGCAGCAAUUGAUAUAUUUAAUUACAGAUUACCAGAUAUUAAGCUCUUUGGAGGCGUUUCUGCAAUGCUUCGAACGCAUUUUGAAGCAGUUAAUGGUUUUUCAAAUUUGUAUUAUGGAUGGGGUGGAGAAGUUGAUGACAUAUUUUACAGAAGGGAUUUGUUAGAUGAUACUUCUUAG